Nerophis ophidion (straightnose pipefish) is the source of this 2867-nucleotide messenger RNA. RefSeq lists its product as uncharacterized. The record is from RefSeq and is a predicted model, not a curated record. Gene Ontology annotation, cellular component: mitochondrion. Gene Ontology annotation, molecular function: 2,4-dienoyl-CoA reductase (NADPH) activity. The transcript has 6 exons. NCBI's taxonomy places the organism in Eukaryota, Metazoa, Chordata, Actinopteri, Syngnathiformes, Syngnathidae. Bases 55 to 780 code for a protein of 241 amino acids. Gene Ontology annotation, biological process: fatty acid beta-oxidation.
CCUCAUUUAAAAAGCAUUGCUUUCAUAUGACAAGAUGAAGUAGAACAUGCCAUCAUGUCAGACAAGGUGGUCUUGGUUCUUGGUGGAGCAGGUACUGUGGGAUCUGGGAUUGUUGAAGCCCUGCUGGAUAAAGGCUUCAAAGUUGCAGUGAUAUCGAGAGAGAACAGCCGGCUGGAGAGACUCCGAUGCAUCAUCUCUCCCAACACCAAACAUAAUCUCAUCACAAUAGUGGGCGAUGUUGGGUCAGAAGAAGGAGCAGAGCAGGCAAAACAGGCCGUGCUGGAGAAGGUGGGGAAAGUUACAGAUGUGGUUUCCUCUUUGGGUUUCAGCUGGUGGCAGGGAGGCCCCCCGCACACCCAAACUCUCAAAGAACUACACUGGGUCAUUGAGUCAUUACUUUUUAGUACCUUUGUGUCAUGGAAGGCCUUCUUUCCCUUGGUGAGGGAUGAUUCCAACUGUAGCUACACCUUCAUCACAGGGGGAGCGGGUAAGAAGCUUUUAAUGCCUGGGACCGGUUUUCUAACUGUUGGAGCUGCCAGUUCACUGGCCUUUUGCCAGGUCCUUCGCGACGAGUACCCCGAGACAUCCUGUAAGCUCUACCAGGUAACUAUCAACACAGGUGUGGCUACUCCACAGCGAUUGGCCCCUGGGUUCUUGAACCAUCUGGAUCUGGGUGAGGCUGUAGCCAAACUGGUGGAGCAACAGAACGCAUCCCACACGGUCUUCACGAUCAACUGCCCCGCAGACUUAAAAACGGUCUUUCUCGAGGGGACAAUUUAAAUUUGGAAACUGGUAACACAUUCUCCUGCCUGUGACUCUGCAGAAACACAGAUCAUAGUCUUCUUGUCGGUCCGAUUAGUAGCAAAUAUUUUCGGAUGUAGGUAGUCAUGUACAAGAUGCAUUCAGUAUGUUGGUAGUUUUGGAAAAAUCUGUAAAAUGUUAGACAACACGACUUGUCGGUCAAACAGAUUGAGUGAGAGAUGUGUACUAUGGCUAUGAGUUGUUGUUGUUUUUUUUCCCUUGGCCUCAGUCUGGACCCCCUCCCCAGGGCCCAGGCUUAGACCGAUUUUUUUUUCUUUUUAAUAUUUUAUUUUGAUUUACUUUUUUUUCUCCUAUUCCCCCCACUUGUUUAGCUGUAUCUCACCUUUUUUGUAAAGGGCGCUGGAAGCCGGCAGACCCGUCAGCGAUCUUGUUCUGUCUCCCUGUAACGUUUGUCUGAUCUUGAAUGGGAUUGUGCUGAAAAUUUUUAUUUUCCUGAAGGAAUAAAUAAAGUAUUAUCUAAUCUAAUUUAAUCUAAUCUUUUAAGUGACUGAGGGGAAAAAAACAACAAUCUGUGGAAGCGUACUUACUUUCUCAUCCAUCCAUCCAGGAUUUUAUAAGCUUUUUUAGUUGCAACCUAAAAUGUUACAGGUUAGUCCAUUCUUUGUCAAGUUUUGGGGUCUUUUUCCUAUGUUUUUAGGUUCACUUCAUGUCUUGUGCUCUUAUUUUGUUUCCUCUUCCUGUUCUGUUUGUAUUGCUCGUGCACAUCACCUGGGCAGUUUUUAGAGGGGAACAUUAUCACUAGACCUAUGUAAGCGUCAAUAUAUACCUUGAUGUUGCAGAAAAAAGACCAUAUGUUUUUUUAUCCGAUUUACGAACUCUAAAAGGGUGAAUCUGGCGAUUUAAACGCCUUUCAAUUGUUCGCUGUCGGAACGAUGACCUUUCACCCGUGACGUUACAAUGGGAAGCAAUCCACCAUUUUCUCAAACACCUUACACACACAAGUCAAAUCAGCUCUGUUAUUUUCCGUUUUUUCGACUGUUUUCCGUACCUUGGAGACAUCAUGCCUCGUCGGUGUGUUGUCGGAGGGUGUGACAACACGAACAGAGACGGAUUCAAGUUGUCUUACGUGGAGUGUGCAUCGAUUAGCACGGCAUGCUAAUCGAUGCUAACAUGGCAGAAAUGGCAAGAAUGUGUGGAUAUCCUACGACACUCAAAGCAGAUGCAUUUCCAACAAUAAAGUCAACGAAAUCACCAAGGUGAGUUUUGUUGAUGUUAUUGACUUAUGUGCUAAUUAGACAUAUUUGGUCACGGCAUGACUGCCAGCUAAUCGAUGCUAAAAUGCUAUUUAGGCUAGUUGUAUGUACAUUUGUAGCUAUAUUUGCAUCCAGCCUUUCCCUCCCCCCACAUUUAAUGCCAAACAAACACUUACCAAUCGACUGAUUUAAGUUGCUCCAGUGGUCAAAAGAUGCAAUCGUUGGUUAGAAGGCGAUCGCCGAAUAGCUUCAAUAGCUAUUCGCUCUAUAGCUCCAAUUUCGUUUUCGCUAUUUGCCUCCACACUCAAACCAUCCGUUUCAAUACAUGCGUAAUCUGUUGAAUCGCGUAAGCCGCUGAAAUCCGAGUCUGAAUCCGAGCUAAUGUCGCUAUAUCUUGCUGUUCCAUCCGCCAUGUUUGUUUGUAUUGGCAUCACUAUGUGACUUCACAGGAAAAUGGACAGGUGGAUUUACAGAUAGCGAAAAUCAGGCACUUUAAAUCCUUUUUCUGGAUAUUGCAUUAUGGGUAAAAUUUUGAAAAAAACUUAGAAAAAUAAAAUAAACCACUGGGAACUGAUUUUUAUUGGUUUCAACCCUUCUGAAAUUGUGAUAAUUUUCCCCUUUAAGCAAGUCAUAUUUCUGUGUCGGUGUGGGAUCAUUGUCUGCAAGUGUUUGAGUUAAGAACAUGGUUAGUAGUAUUUUGAGAUUCUUGUUUUUGUUGCACUCACAGUUGUAUAGUUCUCCCUGAGAAUUUAUUUUUUUCAUGCAAGUCAUUCCCUUUGCUUUUCUGUACAAUUUCCUGCCUGCAUUCUGUUUUUGUUUAGUACUUUUCACAUUAAAAUCUCAUCACUGGUA